UAAAUUUGAAAUACCAUUAAAUACAGAGUAGAGAUGAGAGCAUCAAUUGGUGCUAAACAAUGAUAAAACUAGUAUAACAUAUCAAAAAAGAGGCAUUACUUUUGUCUAUCAGAGAAAAAGCGAUAGUGUUUUUGGGAAAAGAGGACACAAACUGAUUGUUCAAAUAUUACUUCAAAUUGUCUGUCAAAAUACACACUUGUUUUCAAUUAGUUUAAACACCAAAAAAUUUUGUGUGUGUUUUAAAAAUCAUAUUAAAACUUUUUGCACUUAUAUUUAUUAUAACGGUUUCUUUUGGGAAUUAAUAAUAAUAAUUAUAAGUUUAAAAUCAUGCAAAUUGCCAAAUUAUUAUUACCGAUAAUUUGUUUGAUCGGUACUACAUUUGCGGCCGAAACUCGUGUCAAAGUGGGUGCCAAACGGUGGGCCUUUCAUAUUGAGACCAAUGAAGGCCAAAAUGUACGCAAAGAGUAUACCGAUGAAAAUGGUGUCACUUUUGGUACUUUUACUUUCGUAUCGACCGAUGAUAACACACCCAAACAGCUUCACUAUAAGUUUGAUUUGAAUGCCGACGAACCCGACAUAUCGUUCAAAGUGGUCAACGAAAGUGUCGCCACUAAUCCUAAUGUCGAAACUCCGGCUGAAUCUACUGGAGCCGACUCUACGGCUGCUGAAUCUACCGGUGAUCCAGAAAGUGCAUCCAAUAUUACGUCAACGACACCAAAAUCAACUGAACCUAAUUACGAGUCCAUCGACGGUGAAGAAGAGUUUUCGGGACACGUCUCGCUAAAAGUGGGCAAAUCUUCGUAUUUGAUUAACUUCUUGAGUGGCGACAAAACUGCUGCCCGUGAAGAAGCUCUCGACGAUAGUGGACUUAUUUAUGGCAAAUAUACUUAUUUUCAUCAACAAAAACAAUCCAAAGUUGUCGUUAACUAUAAAUUCAAUUCAUCGGGAAGUGAUCCCACAUUUGAGGUAUCAAUGUAUAAGAAGAGUGAACCCAACCGUCUGUCACCACAAGACAGUGAAUUGAAUCCAAACACUUACUAUGGACCCAAUCGUGUUGAUCGACGCAUUCUGUACGACCAGCCCUACCGUCAGAGACAACCAUCGAUGCCAUCGGUAACAGUUCACAGUACUAAUCCACCGCAUAAUAUCAUAACUCCAAUGCAGGGAAACUGGUAUUAUCGGGUCCAGAAGUGAUCCAUCCAUUCAUCCAUCAAUGGUGACACCAUCGGAGUUCAUCGAUGAUGCAAUGCUGCCAUUCAAUUGAUUUUGAUGUUCAAAACUAUUGAUGUUUUUUCAUUAAAUAUUUUUUUGUGUUAUACAAUAUAAUAUUUUUCCGGCACUUUUAUUUGAUUUGAUUUCAAUUAUUAUUAUUUUUUUGUAUUACAAAAAAUUAUAACUUAAUUUACAAAAUACCAAAUACUGUGUUUUUUUUGUUGCA
This is a messenger RNA of Oppia nitens, 1438 nucleotides long. RefSeq lists its product as uncharacterized. The record is from RefSeq and is a predicted model, not a curated record. Lineage: Eukaryota; Metazoa; Arthropoda; Arachnida; Sarcoptiformes; Oppiidae. The transcript is spliced from 6 exons. Bases 328 to 1194 code for a protein of 288 amino acids.